AGUGUAGCGUUUAGGCUCAAAAGUAUUGUAUUGAGCACUCAGGGUUUGAAGCAUUUGGGCUCAGCAACAUUUCUGACCGAGAUGACUUCAGAGGAAGAAGUUGCAGAACUGUUUUGCUGCGGCAUUUGCGAAGAUCUUAUGCUGGCCCCAAUAACGCUAGUGUGUUGCGGCCGCUCCUUUUGCAAGGAGUGUUUGCGGCUCUGGAUCAAGACGAACGCGCAACAAGGCGGCAUUCCUCGUUGUCCGGGCGGCUGCACCAAGAAGGUUCCUUUCCGCUUGCCUCAGCACUCCAUCGCGCUUCGUAAAGCCAUGGAGCAACUGGUACCUGAAAGGUUGGCGAACAGAAUUAAGGAGGCAGCGGAAGAAGAGAUCGAUGAGACUGAUUGCCUCGGCGGCUUCAAGGCCUGGGGAGAUAUUGCUGCAAGCCGUGAUAUCCUGUAUGGCAGCAGCAUCAUAGUGCGUCAGGGCUCUCCUGGGAUAGUCCUUGGAAACUGCGAUGAUGGAUGUCAUUUAACCGUCAAGUUUGACGAGCGGGAAGAUGGAUCAGAGCUUUGUGUGAAUGUCGUUCCAGAGGCACUGAUGUUGCCUCUUCCGGGUGGCUUCCGAUUACAUCAGAAAGUGGUGGCACUGUAUGAGCUUCUUCUCAAUUCCGACAUGAAAGUCCCUUUGGGCUCUGUGGGUCACAUCAUUGGAAGCCUGGGUGGAGACAGAGUCACAGUCCUCUUUGAGCCAGCAAAGUUGCUCUUCGGGGAUCAUAGCAUUCCAGAAUAUCCAGUGAGUGUGAACAUUCGGGAGGUUGCAGCCCAGAGGCUUUUGGUGGGUGGUUUUAGCAUCGCGCAACGGGUCCAAGCCUCAAUGUCACUUGUGGUGGGCAACCGGGUGGUCGUGCAUGCUGGCUGUCGUGGGACAGUCCUGGCAGAGUUCAGCGACACACGGCUGACCGUGGUCUUCGAAACCGAGACGGAAGAGAGCUCACCCAGUUGCUUUAACGUUUUGCCAUUGGAGAUUCUGCCAUGGUGCGACCUUCCAGCUCACCUGCCGGCCGGAAGUCCGGUGCGAGCCUUGCAGCAUUUGAUGAGUCCCUGUGCCAUCCUGGUGCAUGCAGGCACCAAAGGCACCAUCCUCGGUGGAGUGGACCCCGCCUUGGUCUUCGUUGCCUUCGAGAACGGCCCCGCCGUGGCCGCAGCCGUGAGCACCUUAGAGCAGCUGAGUGACGAAAAGGAGAGCGAGGCCGAGGAAAAGCUUUUGGAGAAGAGCGAGACAGUGGCGCCCGACAUUGGAUCCUCUGACCUCUCUUCCAUUGAUGUUGAGCCCCCAUCAGACGAGGAGACUCCUAACUCCGCAACGGAAGCAGGUAACAAUGGGUUCGCAUGUGCAGUUUCGACGCCCAUUAACUCAGCUCGUGUGACCGCCGUAUUGAGCGCGGACUGAUUUUGUGAGAAUGUUACCAGAUCUGGUCUUGGUUCAUUUUGGAGGCUGGAUUUCCAUGUAAAGAUAUGUAAAGAUACAAGAUCAGUCCCGGAAUUGUCACUUGACGCUGACAUCCCUACCUUUUCCUGGAACCCGUGUUCUGGGUUUCUGAUAUGGCGUGUUGUCCAAGGUCCCACAUUUUCAGAGAGGUUUAUGGUAUUUUCACCGUCUUAGUGGACAAUUCGCCAACGCCAGCAUUUUGCUCCAAAGGUCGUCAAAGAAACGGCGGUGGGCAAAACUGGACCAUUUUCCCGGUGGAACCACGGAGUACCGUUCCAGACAUUUCAAUGCCCCUUCUUUACAGUGCACCAUGUUGGAUGGACCCUCCUGGAUGGCCACCUUGGAGUGUAGCGGCACAGUCAUUUUGCUGGAGAAGCUUUCAGAAGACACAGAUCUUCCAAUGUCCAGCGCGACGUUGAGCCUUUGAAACGCUUCGAAUCUCACGUCCCCGGAAUUUGCCGUCGCCAUCCUGCUAGCGCAGGUGUCUGAGUGAACAGCAAUGAUAGAUGUACA
This is a messenger RNA of Durusdinium trenchii, 1983 nucleotides long. NCBI's taxonomy places the organism in Eukaryota, Dinophyceae, Suessiales, Symbiodiniaceae. The record is from the annotation of a GenBank genome assembly.